Messenger RNA from Trichechus manatus latirostris (Florida manatee), 3476 nucleotides. It is a transcript of the gene PFKL, whose product is annotated as phosphofructokinase, liver type. Gene Ontology annotation, biological process: fructose 1,6-bisphosphate metabolic process; canonical glycolysis; fructose 6-phosphate metabolic process. Lineage: Eukaryota; Metazoa; Chordata; Mammalia; Sirenia; Trichechidae. Gene Ontology annotation, cellular component: cytoplasm; membrane; 6-phosphofructokinase complex. Gene Ontology annotation, molecular function: identical protein binding; monosaccharide binding; ATP binding. The coding region runs from base 73 to 3102 and encodes 1009 amino acids. The transcript has 26 exons. The record is from RefSeq and is a predicted model, not a curated record.
GGCAACAGAGGCUGCGGCGCGCACGCAGGCCGGCGGCGGAAGAGAGCGUGGACCCUCGGUUUUGCGGCCACCAUGGCCACCGUGGACCUGGAGAAGCUGCGGAUGUCAGGGGCCGGCAAGGCCAUCGGCGUGCUGACCAGCGGCGGCGACGCGCAAGGUGGGCGCCGGGGCGCGCCCGCCACCCCUGGGCCGGGGCCCUGUCCCCGCGCGGGGCGCCUUCCCUCCCCGGGCCCUGGACCUCGCCGCAUGCGCUCGGUGGCCGCGUACGUGCAGCGGGACAUGCAUCUCCGUGCCUCGCUGCGCCCUCGCCCCUCGGGCUCCUUCCCCGGGUGUCACGUGGCGGGCGCGAGCUGCGGAGCCCCACUUCUCAGAAGCCGCGCCGAGCGUACUCAGAUCACGUGCCGCUGCCGAGAACCCGGCCUUUCCUGGUUCUGGGACGGGGCCGGCACAGACCUUCCCCACCACUGGCCCACCGCCUUCGCCCUACCCUGUCUCCUGGGCGGAGUCUGUGGGGGGAACAGGGGACGGGCGAGGGGAGGCCCCGACCUUCCCUUGUUCCUGCGGCUGGGCCUGGCCGAGCUGGGUGGGGAGAACCGGGGUCUGAGCCUGCUCCGGUGGCCCGACCGCCGGUCUCCAGUGCCCGUGGCCUGGGAUGGCCAGGGUGGCACCUUUAUUGCUGGCCUGCAGCCGGGCUGCCCUCUCUUUCUGGAUGAGCCCUGGGACGCUGGCUGUUGGGCAGCCGCGGCCGCCUGCACGUCCACAGCAGCACUGAGCCGUGGCAGCUCCCUGAGCAUGGCACAGUGGGCUGGGCAGCGGCUGGGCGAGGAGGGGGGCUUGGAGGUGGUCUCUGUGUGUGAUGUGCUUAGCUUGUGGGGACUCAUCCAGUGGGACCCCUCCGACCUGAGCACUUUGGCGAAGGGCUAUGAAGGCCUUGUGGAAGGAGGUGAGAACAUCAACCAAGCCAACUGGCUCAGUGUCUCCAACAUCAUCCAGCUGGGUGGCACCGUCAUCGGCAGUGCGCGCUGUGCAGCCUUUACCACGAGGGAGGGGCGCCUGGCCGCGGCCUACAACCUGGUCCAGCGCGGCAUCGCCAACCUGUGCGUCAUCGGCGGGGACGGCAGCCUGACAGGUGCCAACAUCUUCCGCAGCGAGUGGGGCAGCCUGCUGGCCGAACUGGUGAAGGAAGGUAAGAUCUCCGAGAGCACGGCGCAGACCUACUCGCACCUGAACAUUGCUGGGCUGGUGGGCUCCAUCGACAAUGACUUCUGCGGCACGGACAUGACCAUCGGCACUGACUCGGCCCUGCACCGCAUCAUGGAGGUCAUCGAUGCCAUCACUACCACUGCCCAGAGCCACCAGAGGACCUUCGUGCUGGAGGUGAUGGGGCGUCACUGCGGGUACCUGGCCCUGGUGUCUGCGCUGGCCUCCGGAGCCGACUGGCUGUUCAUCCCCGAGGCGCCCCCUGAGGAUGGCUGGGAGAACUUCAUGUGCGAGCGGCUCGGCGAGACGCGGAGCCGCGGGUCCCGACUGAACAUCAUCAUCAUUGCCGAGGGUGCUGUUGACCGCAACGGGAAGCCCAUCACGUCGAGCUACGUGAAGGACCUGGUGGUCCAGCGGCUGGGCUACGACACUCGUGUGACGGUGCUGGGCCACGUGCAGAGAGGAGGGACCCCCUCGGCGUUUGACCGGGUCCUGAGCAGCAAAAUGGGCAUGGAGGCGGUGAUGGCGCUGCUGGAAGCCACGCCCGACACCCCGGCAUGUGUGGUCAGCCUCUCCGGGAACCAGUCGGUGCGGCUGCCCCUCAUGGAGUGCGUGCAGAUGACGAAGUUGGUGCAGAAGGCCAUGGACGAGAAGCGCUUCGAUGAGGCCAUCCAGCUCCGGGGCAGGAGCUUCGAGAACAACUGGAAGAUUUACAAGCUCCUCUCGCACCAGAAGAUCUCCAAAGAGAAGACCAAUUUUUGCCUGGCCAUCCUGAAUGUGGGCGCCCCAGCGGCUGGCAUGAAUGCGGCUGUGCGCUCGGCCGUGCGCUCUGGCAUCAGCCAGGGCCACACAGUCUACGUCGUGCAUGACGGCUUUGAGGGCCUGGCCAAGGGACAGGUGCAGGAAGUGGGUUGGCACCACGUGGCUGGCUGGCUGGGGCGUGGCGGUUCGAUGUUGGGGACCAAGAGAACCCUUCCCAAGAGCUACAUGGAGAAAAUCGUAGAGAACAUCCGCACGUACAACAUCCAAGCCCUGCUGGUCGUCGGCGGGUUCGAGGCUUACGAGGGAGUGCUGCAGCUGGUGGAGGCACGCGGGCACUACGAGGAACUCUGCAUUGUCAUGUGCGUCAUUCCGGCCACCAUCAGCAACAACGUGCCCGGCACCGACUUCAGCCUGGGCUCCGACACCGCCGUCAACGCUGCCAUGGAGAGCUGUGACCGCAUCAAGCAGUCAGCUUCAGGGACCAAGCGCCGUGUGUUCAUUGUGGAGACCAUGGGGGGCUACUGCGGCUACCUGGCCACUGUCACUGGCAUCGCCGUGGGCGCUGACGCUGCCUAUGUCUUCGAAGACCCAUUCAACAUCCAUGACCUAAAGGUAAAUGUGGAACACAUGACAGAGAAGAUGAAAACAGAAAUCCAGAGGGGCCUGGUGUUGCGAAACGAGAAGUGCCAUGAGCACUAUACCACGGAUUUUCUGUAUAACCUGUACUCGUCAGAAGGGAAGGGCGUUUUCGACUGCAGGACCAAUGUCCUGGGCCACCUGCAGCAGGGCGGCGCUCCAACCCCCUUUGACCGGAACUAUGGCACCAAGCUGGGGGUGAAGGCCUUGUUGUGGAUGUCGGAGAAGCUGCGGGCUGUCUACCGAAACGGGCGGGUGUUCGCCAACACCACCGACUCUGCCUGUGUGAUCGGCCUGAAGAAGAAGGCAGUGGCCUUCAGCCCUGUCACCGAGCUCAAGAAAGACACAGACUUCGAGCACCGCAUGCCGCGCGAGCAGUGGUGGCUGAACCUGCGGCUCAUGCUGAAGAUGCUGGCCCACUACCGCAUCAGCAUGGCCGACUACGUGUCGGGGGAGCUGGAGCACGUCACCCGGCGCACGCUGAGCAUCGACAAGGGCUUCUGAGCCACGUCCGGAGCUCCUCCCCGGCUUCGUCCGUCCCACCCAGGCCGAUGCAGCUCCAGGCGUUGAGACAGAGGAGCCCGGGAGCCUGUGGGCAAGAGGGCGGGUGGUGGCAGCUGUCUCUGCCCCUGCUGCAGCCAGGCCUCCCGGGCAGGUCAGUCAGACCAGCCCAUGGGCCCUUCUCCCUGCUGCCCCUCCUGCCCCCAGAGUGCCUGCGGGGCCCGCCUUCUAGCCCGGGGUGUGCCCACCAAGCCCAGUGCACCCGCCAGCCUCUGAGAGGGGCUGCUGCUCGUGGACCUCACUGUGACCCUGCUGUGGCCAAGCUGGCUACUGUAGCUGACCAGUCCUUGGCACCGUUUCUAUAAAUAGUCAUCCUG